CUGUGGUAUCCCGCCGGCUCACGGUUUCAGGCACCAACUCAAUUUGAUGAUUCAUUGACAUUUCGAACUACGCCUCAUCGUCCGGCAGAUGUCUCCGCAGCAAACAAGAUGACCCUGGAGUAUCUGAAUACGCGACGGUAUUAGCGAUGGCAAGAGCGAAGACAAGGAGGCAGUGGUGACAUGAUCCGGCGGACCAUGCAUUGUCUCUGAUACCACAGCAUCGCUCAUUAUUAGUGCGUUAGGUGAUAUGUGGAGGUGAAUAUCAUUCGGCGCUUAUCUCGCUAUCACCUCGACUGUAGACGCCAAAUGCUGAUCGGAUUCGUGUGUUGCGUCCGAUGCCCUGCCACCCUGCGGCGCGCAACCACGCAGUGCAUAAUGACGUCCCCCAUCUACAUCUGUCAGGAGCGGAAGUUCCGUGGUCGUCUGGUCUGUCUAGGCGUUAGACCCUGCGACUGCUCGUCGCUAGCCAAGCAAGCUGCGAGUGCGCUUGCCGGGGCGCACGUUGGGCGUUUUCUGUGCCUGGGUCGGGGCUCUUCUACCGCCUCCGUUGUUACAUCGCUGCUGAGCGUGCAUCCGUUCCUGCCAAGAGCGCUUCGCUUAUGCGCGGACUAGCUGUACAUGACACAUGCCACUGCCAUCGAGCUAAUACGGGGGGAGGCAUCGUAUUCACGAUGGUGCGUCUGUCACGGAUGUACGGUAUGGAUGAGGCCUUCUGGAGGUACGCGUUCUACAGGAGUAGGGUAUAAUUAUCGCGGGAGCGUUCAAGCUGUCAUCGAUUCGAUGUGUACAACAUCGGACUUGAGCGUUCUCGAUCCUAAA
Molecule: messenger RNA, 819 nt
Organism: Postia placenta MAD-698-R-SB12
Lineage: Eukaryota; Fungi; Basidiomycota; Agaricomycetes; Polyporales; Adustoporiaceae
Exons: 3
Coding region: 307-612 (101 amino acids)
Source: RefSeq, a predicted model, not a curated record